This is a messenger RNA of Phascolarctos cinereus (koala), 4915 nucleotides long. RefSeq names its product zinc finger protein, FOG family member 2 (gene ZFPM2). Gene Ontology annotation, cellular component: nucleus. Gene Ontology annotation, molecular function: RNA polymerase II-specific DNA-binding transcription factor binding. NCBI's taxonomy places the organism in Eukaryota, Metazoa, Chordata, Mammalia, Diprotodontia, Phascolarctidae. Gene Ontology annotation, biological process: positive regulation of transcription by RNA polymerase II; negative regulation of transcription by RNA polymerase II; cell differentiation. The record is from RefSeq and is a predicted model, not a curated record.
CCCUCCCUCCUUCCUUCUCUCUCUCCUUUUCUUUCUUUCCUUCUUUCUUUCUCUCUCUCCUCUCUCUUCCCAUCCCUUCGCUUACUCAUCUUCCCUAUCUCCCCUUCUUUCCCAUCUCCCUGUCUUCCUGUCCGUCUGUCUGCCUGCCCCUCUUCCCCUCCCCACCGUCCCCUGUCUCAGCCUGUCACAUACUCUCUCCUCUGCUCCCGCUCCUUGGCUGUUUCGGCACCUCCGCACGUCGAUCAGCUCAUCUAUGAACCCAGCCCAUUGAUCUCUUGUCCCUCCUGGAGCACCUGGAACCAGGCGGCAGCAGGAGACCGCGGUGCCGGCGGUUGGCAGCUGCUGGGGCAGCGGCGUCGGCAGCCCAGUAGCAACAGCAGCAGCAGCGGAGGCGGCCGCGGCAGCGGCAGCAACGACAGAGGAGGCGGCAGCAGCAAUGUCCCGAAGGAAACAGAGCAAACCUAGGCAGAUCAAACGGCCCCUUGAAGAUGCUGUCGAUGAUGAAGAGGAAGAGUGUCUAUCUGAGGGAAAUGACAUCAUCCUUAAAGGAGACUUUCCAUUGGAGGAAAGCUUUUCCACAGAAUUUGGGCCUGAAAAUCUGAGCUGUGAAGAAGUGGAAUACUUUUGUAAUAAAGGUGAUGAAGAAGGGAUCCAGGAGACAGCAGAAUCAGAUGGGGACACACAAUCAGAAAAACCAGGGCAGCUCAGCACUGAGACAGAUGACUGGGAUGGACCAGGAGAGUUGGAGGUGGUCCAGAAGGAUGGGGAGCGCAAGAUUCAGAGUCGGCAGCAACUUCCGGUUGGAACAACAUGGGGGCCUUUUGCUGGGAAGAUGGAUCUGAAUAAUAACACCUUGAAGACAAAGGCUCCUGUCCCCAUGGUACUGACUGCUGGCCCCAAGUGGCUUCUGGAUGUGACUUGGCAAGGAGUGGAAGACAACAAAAACAACUGCAUUGUGUACAGCAAAGGGGGUCAGCUUUGGUGCACUACCACGAAGGCCAUCUCUGAGGGUGAGGAGCUAAUUGCCUUUGUGGUAGAUUUUGACUCAAGGCUACAAGCUGCCAGUCAGAUGACACUCACAGAAGGGAUGUAUCCUGCACGGCUGCUGGAUUCAAUUCAACUGCUCCCUCAACAAGCUGCCAUGGCAUCUAUUUUGCCUACAGCUAUUGUCAAUAAGGACAUAUUCCCUUGUAAGUCCUGUGGUAUUUGGUAUCGAAGUGAGCGGAAUUUACAAGCACAUCUCAUGUACUACUGCAGUGGGAGGCAAAGAGAUGGGGUCCCAAUGACGGAAGAGAAUGAAGACACUCCUCAUCAGAUAUCUAGUGCUUGCCCCUUCCCACAGUGCACCAAAAGCUUUUCCAAUGCCCGAGCCCUGGAAAUGCACCUAAAUUCCCACAGUGGUGUAAAAAUGGAAGAGUUUCUCCCUCCUGGUGCUAGUCUAAAAUGCACCAUUUGUAACUACACUGCGGAUUCUGUGAUCAAUUUUCACCAGCACCUAUUCUCCCACCUCACUCAAGCUGCCUUCCGAUGCAACCACUGUCACUUUGGCUUCCAAACUCAGAGGGAGCUGUUGCAGCACCAAGAAGUCCAUGUUUCCGGCAACAAACUUCCACGAGAAAGUGACAUUGAACACUCCCCAAAUGGAAAUGAAGACAACAUACAGCCGGUCACAGAGCUGUUGACUAGAAAUGAACUUCCCCAGAGCCAAAAGGGCAUGCAGACUAAAGAUGCUAGCUCUGACACAGAGCUGGAUAAAUGUGAGAAAAAGAAUCAGCUUUUUCUCCCAAAUCAAAGACCAGAACUACAGCCUUCAGCCAAUAAACAAAGCUUUUCCUAUACAAAAAUCAAGUCUGAACCUUCUAGCCCAAGACUUGCCUCCUCUCCAGUUCAGUCUGGCAUUGGUCCCUCUUUCCCUAUGGGCCCUUUUCUAUCUCAGUUUGCUUUUCCCCAGGAUAUCACAGUGGUUCCUCAGGCUUCAGAGAUCUUGGCCAAGAUGUCUGAACUGGUACAUAGAAGGCUGAGGCACGGUAGUAACAGUUACCCUCCUGUGAUCUACAGUCCUCUGAUGCCCAAAGGGGCCACUUGUUUUGAGUGCAACAUAACAUUCAACAACCUGGACAAUUACCUGGUGCACAAAAAGCAUUAUUGCAGCAGCCGAUGGCAGCAGAUGGCCAAGUCUCCCGAAUUCCCCAGUGUUUCAGAGAAGAUGCCAGAGGCUGUAAGCCCUAACAAUGGUCAGAGCUCCAUCAACCUUCUUAACACAGCUCCUCACCCUUCUGAUCCUGAGAAUCAGCUCCUUCAGACAUCCUGUAUCAAUUCCUCUACCGUCUUAGAUUUGAUUGGUCCAAGUGGAAAGGGCCAUGACAAGGACUUCCCUGCACAGGCUAAAAAACUAUCAGCUUCCAGUAGCAACGAUGACAAAAUCAAUGGGAAACCUGCUGAUGUAAAGAACCCCAACAUUUCUUUAGUGGAAGGGGAAAGUGAUCCUAAUAAGACCACUUGUGAUGCUUGCAACAUCACAUUCAGUCGACAUGAAACCUAUAUGGUCCACAAGCAGUAUUACUGUGCAACUCGUCAUGACCCUCCCCUAAAGAGGUCUGCUUCCAACAAAGUGCCUGCUAUGCAGAGAACAAUGCGUACCCGCAAGCGAAGGAAGAUGUAUGAGAUGUGCCUCCCUGAACAGGAGCCAAGGCCUCAACUUGUUCAGCAGCGUUUCCUGGAAGUAGCCAACCUCAGUAAUCCUUGUACGUCUACACAAGAGUCCACAGAAGGACUGGGAGAGUGCUACCACCCAAGAUGUGAUAUCUUCCCAGGAAUUGUCUCAAAACAUCUGGAAACAUCUCUCUCAAUCAACAAAUGUGUUCCAGUUUCCAAGUGUGACACUUCUCAUCCCAGUGUGUCCUGUUUGGAGAUGGAUGUACCCAUUGAUCUCAGCAAAAAGUGUUUAUCUCAGUCUGAGAGGACGUCCACGUCUCCGAAAAGGCUGCUGGAUUACCAUGAGUGCACUGUGUGCAAGAUCAGUUUCAAUAAGGUAGAGAACUACCUGGCCCACAAGCAGAAUUUCUGCCCUGUCACUGCACAUCAGCGUAAUGACCUUGGACAACUGGAUGGCAAGGUGUUUCCAAAUCCAGAAAGUGAACGGAAUAGCCCUGAUGUCAGCUAUGAAAGAAGUAUAAUAAAAUGUGAGAAAAAUGGAAACUUGAAGCAGACUUCUCCCAACGGAAACUUAUUUUCAUCCCACUUAGCAACUCUGCAAGGACUGAAAGUCUUUAGUGAAGCUGCUCAGCUUAUUGCAACAAAAGAAGAAAACAAACAUUUGUUUCUCCCACAAUGCCUUUACCCUGGAGCAAUAAAGAAAGCUAAAGGAGCAGACCAGCUUUCUCCAUACUAUGGAAUAAAGCCAAGUGAUUACAUUUCUGGUUCUCUGGUCAUUCAUAACACUGACAUAGAUCAAAGCACAAAUGCAGAUAGUGAGUCACCCAAAGGCCAGGCCCCCUCAAAUGGGUGUGCUGGCCAGAAGAAAGAGUCUCUGCCACUGUUACCCAAGAACAGAGGCAUGGUAAUAGUGAAUGGUGGCCUGAAACAAGAUGAAAGGCCUGCUACAAACCCACAGCAAGAGAACAUUUCCCAGAAUCCUCAGCAUGAAGAUGGGCACAAGUCUCCAUCUUGGAUCUCUGAGAACCCAUUAGCUGCAAAUGAAAAUGUGUCUCCCGCAAUUCCUUCAGCAGAGGAACAGUUGUCUAGUAUAGCAAAAGGUGUGAAUGGCUCCACCCAGGCUCCAACCAGUGGAAAAUACUGCCGCCUGUGUGACAUCCAGUUCAACAACCUUUCAAACUUUAUCACUCACAAGAAGUUUUAUUGCUCAUCACAUGCCGCAGAACAUGUCAAAUGAAAAUAAAAACAGAAAACAACCAACAAACCCAUCAGUCACCUUUGGUACCAGUGUUUAGUAUCUUGUUCCAUGCAGUCCAAGCAAAGCUGCUUGAAUGCUAUCUGGGCAAUCAGGAGAUAACUCAUUAUGGCUGAGUUGAAGACUUAAGGUGUAAUUUCAUUACAAUCCAUUAGUAAAGUGUAUUAUUGGUGCCAUUUUCAAAAAUAUUAAUUUAUUUUACCAGCAGUAUUCAUAGCUGUGGUUAUGUUAUUUUUAUUUAAAAACUUUAUAUUAAAGUCAUUUGUAAUGUUAUUGUAUAGUUAUUGUGUAGCACAUAUGGUUUGCACUGUAUAGUAGGUUUUAAAGAAAAUAGUCACAAACAAUACAGAAAAAAGCAUUUUAGAAAUAGCUUCAAAAGCACUUGUGUAUCCUGAUUUUUUUCUUAUAUGCUGUUGCAGAUAUAUGUAUAUGCUAAAAUAUAACUUGCAAGGACAUUUUCAAUACACAUGUUGUAAAGUUCGCCUUAAGAUUUCAAUUCGUAAAUGACCAGGAUCCGUUUUGCACUUUAUAUUUUAGCAGAUACAGUCCUUUAGUCAUUAGGCUUUGCAUUUGUAUGUAGCGGUAUGUUUCCGUCCAUUUUCUUAAUCUUAAAACAUGUACGUUAAAUGAAGAUGGCAUUUUUUUCUUGUAUAGUACUUGUAUUUUCUUUCACUGAUGCAUCUCUGUCUCAAUUUUUAAACCUUUGCUGUUAAAUGCAAUACUUUAUAAAGAAUGAACAAAAUUACUGGAAGCAGUAUUGUAAGUAAUGAGGAUGUAAGUAUUAAUCAGUUUUAUCUUUUGAAAGGCACAGUCAAAAUUGAAACCCUAAACUCAAUGCUGCAAGUAUGAAUUUAAUUCAUAUAUAAGAUCUAUUUAAAUAUGAGUAGCAAUACUGCACCUGGUGAUCGCAAAGAUAAUGUUCUACUUCUGAUAGAAAUGAUUUCUCAACAAAUGUUGUUACUAUGCAUGUAUAUGGAUGGAAUAAAAUUCCAGAUCGUUGGAGAA